CUCAACUCUUGCCUGUUACUCUCUUCUCCUUUUUUCUUCUAAAGUGCACACCACUCUAGUUUCGUUUACGUCGUUAGUCUCCAUCGCUUGUCAUCAUAAAUGAUACUAAUCUAGACAGAACUGAUAACCAGUUUGACUUUUGUUGCUUUUCCUAGCUGGCGAUGUGCAUAUCAGGGCAAUGGGAGCCCAGCAAGGCAAGGAACGUGAACGGACAACCACAUCAACUGCUGGCUCCCUGCACUCUCUCACAUUGGCAUCUCAGACUGGCUCUCGCCCGGUGAAGGCAAAAACCAACUCUUUGAGGCCAGCCAGAGACAACUCAUCAGCUUCUCGUUCGCAAGCCUUCAAUGUGUUUGUUGAACACAAUGAGGCAUUGUUGCAGAACCGGCCGCUGCCAACGUUGCCCGACUUGGCGACAGGAGCGUUGGAUCUGGAUGGCGGCGGAUCGUCUGGUCUAGGCGGCCACUGCGGCACCACCUUUAGCCUCGAAUCGGCGCACCGAUGGACGUCGAGGGAUAACCUGCUCCACACGGAGCCCGACGAUGAGGAUCCGCAACUUUUUGUGGCUCUUUACGACUUUCAAGCAUCGGGCGAUAACCAGCUCAGCUUGAAGAAAGGCGAACAAGUCAAGAUUUUGAGCUACAAUAAAAGUGGAGAAUGGUGCGAGGCUCAUUCGGGUUCGGGCAGAGUCGGCUGGGUUCCGUCCAACUAUGUGACGGCCGUCAAUUCCCUGGAGAAACACUCGUGGUACCACGGCCCUAUCUCCCGCAAUGCAGCUGAAUACUUGCUCAGUUCGGGCAUCAACGGCAGCUUCUUAGUCCGCGAAUCGGAGAGCAGUCCCGGCCAGAGAUCCAUUUCGCUGCGCUACGAGGGCCGAGUCUAUCAUUACAGGAUUAGCGAGGAUUCCGAAGGCCGGGUUUACGUCACGUCGGAGAGCCGGUUCCGGACGCUGGCCGAGCUUGUUCAUCAUCAUUCGGCGAAUGCGGACGGGCUCAUCACGCAACUGUUGUAUCCGGCACCGAAGCGUCACAAGCCCCAAGUGUUUGCGCUCAGUCCCGAGCCUGACGAAUGGGAAAUUGAGCGGACCGACAUUGCCAUGAAGCAGAAGCUCGGAGGAGGUCAAUACGGAGACGUCUACGAAGCCAUGUGGAAACGCUACAACAUGACGGUGGCCGUCAAGACGCUGAAGGAGGACACGAUGGCGCUCAAGGACUUCCUCGAGGAGGCGGCCAUCAUGAAGGAAAUGAAGCAUCCGAAUCUGGUGCAGUUGCUCGGCGUUUGCACGCGGGAGCCGCCUUUUUACAUCGUCACCGAAUUCAUGUCGCGGGGGAAUUUGCUCGACUAUUUACGGAGGGCCAACCGCGAGGAAAUUGAUGCCAUCGUUCUUCUCUAUAUGGCCACACAGGUGGCCGCCGCCAUGUCCUACCUGGAGAGCAGGAAUUUCAUUCACAGGGAUCUUGCCGCUCGUAAUUGCCUGGUCGGCGAGAACCACUUAGUCAAAGUGGCCGAUUUUGGUUUGGCCCGUUUAAUGCGCGACGACACCUAUACGGCUCACGCCGGGGCCAAAUUCCCCAUCAAGUGGACCGCUCCCGAAGGGCUGGCAUACAAUAAAUUCUCUACCAAGUCGGACGUCUGGGCCUUUGGUAUCCUUUUGUGGGAAAUCGCCACCUACGGAAUGUCUCCUUAUCCCGGUAUCGAUUUAACCGAUGUCUACCACACACUGGAAACGGGUUACCGGAUGGAAUGCCCUCCCGGUUGUCCUCCUCGCGUCUACGAUCUCAUGCAGAAUUGUUGGCACUGGAGUGCCAACGACCGGCCCACUUUCCAAGAGAUCCACCACGCCCUAGAGCACAUGUUCCAGGAAUCGAGCAUUAACGAAGAAGUCGAGCGACAGCUACAGGGGAGCAGCAGCGUGGGCGCCACUUCGUCCAGUCCACGCCUGUCAUCCAAAAAGGUGGCCAAUCAGGGCCAAGCUCAAAAUCAAAGUCAUAAUCGACCGUCAGGUGCUAGCGGUAGCGCCGCGUUGCCUAGUCGUUCCAGCACCGGUCCGGUGCAAAUGAGACGGGCCACCAACACGAAAGGCAAACCCGUCCCCGCUCCUCCGAAACGUACCAGAGGAGGCAAGCCCAGUAAGGUGUCCGACAAAUUGGCGCACCUGGGUACCGCACCUCCCAGUAGCUCCUUCCGCGACAGUUCUUACACAGAUCAGGACUUUGGAGGGCCUUGCGGUGACGAUGGAAGCGAUUCCAACGGCAUUGAACACGUUUUCGAAGGCAUCAACAGAGAUCUGCAGAGUUUGAAUCACGGUGACGAGUCGGAGGGAGAUGGAAGCGAAGGUGAACAGGCUCUGACGACUCACCAGAGUGGUAAAUUUCACCGACAAAUGUCGGAGCAGCCGCGCGGAACCAACAGUUCCAACCGGAAGACGAGAACAUAUCCGCCGAAAGAGACGAGCCCGAUCCAAGCCGAUUCCAAGCCGAAACCACCGCAAAGGAGCAAAGUCCAAGUGGCUACCCUCGAAGUCCACAAUGUCAAGAAAGCCAUUAAUAGAUAUGGAACUCUGCCGAAAGGAGCGAGGAUAGGAGCCUACCUGGAGUCUCUGCGUCAGAGUGGCAUGACGAGCGAGCCGCCGGAAGGCGUCGACAUGGAUCAAGGAAAUAAAGAAGAAGAAUCGCCUAAAGCUGGCCAUGUUUCGCUGUUGCGCCAAGCGGUCAACCACAACCGGACGGAAGAUCCGAGACUCCGUCCAGGUGUCAAGAACGCGACGUCCUCUAAUCCGGCCAAAACACCCCCGGCCGUUAGGAGCCAUUCGUUGUCGGGUGAAGGGCCUCGCACGCCCAGCCCCAAACCGCGCAGCAGCGGCUUGCGUUCCAGCAGCAACCCGCAAUCGCGCAACCCGCGUGAAAACUCACCGGCUCCGAACCUGGCCGAUUUGGAAUUCCCUCCACCUCCUCCGCCGCUAGAAGACGAUGCGGCUUCUGCCGCGGACGAUCAUUCUUCGGCAGCUUCUCACGACUCGAUCGACGGCCCCAAACAGCCGGAGAACCAUCCGCCCACCCGACCCGUUCCUUCUCCUCGGGGUCAAGUCAAAACGCCUCCAGCUAACGUCCAAAUGCGGGCCAACUCAGUCGAUCGGGCCGGCGGCGGCGGCGGCGCCCGGCAGUCACUCGAAGAUCAAUUCUUUCUCGGCGAGGAAGUCAGCGUCGAAGAGAAUUCGCUCAAACGGAAUAUCGAUUCCAACCGGACGAAUCGUGAAACGGCCAACGACUCGCCCAACACGACCACAGGGAGCGCCAACUCUGGUGGUCUCGUCACCAGCAAGAGCGCCGACUCGCUUUCCUCCUCUGAAUUACUGGAGAGGAAGAGCGGAGCAGCGUUCCACACGCUGGAAGAACCGCCCGGUAGCGGUGUUGGCAUUAUGAGUCAAUCGAUUUUCGGUAUCCUCCGCUCACCGAGCCCAUGGGAAGAGAAUCAUCAUGGGUCUGACCCGCCACCGGAGCCAGCGCCUAGCGCGGCCGUGAACAAGACGAAGCCAUCAACGCCCAGAGGCUUGCGCCAUGUCGAUGUCCAACUGGUGGCCGAGCUCAAAGAAAAGACGGACAAGAAACUGUCUCGAGGAUCGUCUCUGGAGAAUAUGGGACCUCAGAACCCUCCGUCGGUGCACCUUGUCAGCGAGCUCUUUGAGAAUUUGCGGUUGAAGGCGGGCAAGAAACCGGGUCACGCUAGCGAAACGCAGACGAUGGAAUCUUCGAUGAGUCAGCCGGCCGACGUGAUGGCUCCACCUCCUCCGCGGCCGGCGCACCCAGCACCGCAGCGACCCACUUCGCAUUCUGCAACGAAGAAAAUAGAUCUGAUGGCCGAUCAGUCCCAUUCCCAAGACCAAACCAAUUCUCCCGCAGCCGCGGCCAACAACGGCGAUGGUGGCAUCAAAUUCGACUUUAAAUCCCGUUUGCGUAAAGUUGGCAGCGAAAAGACGGACAUUGACGCGACCCCAUCUCACGAGCAACAGCCGGCAGUGGUGAAACCGACGGUGAAGCCGGCGCCGGAAAAAGCGCCGGAGAAGCCGUCGGAAAACUCGGAAGAUUGCGACGAUAAGCGGAAGAGCAGCGGCAGUAUCAACAGUUUGAAGCGGAUGUGGGAAAAGGAUCAACAGAAUCAACAAUCGCAGCAGCAACAGCAACAGCAUCAUCCUCAGUCUCAGCGAAUCUCUCUCAAAAGUGGUGCCAACAGCGAGACGAUGCCCAACAAGCCGCCGCCACCUCCUCAGCAGCAGCCGGACAAGCCAGCCGUCCCGGUCAAACCGAGCAGUGUGGUGAUGAAGCCGCUGAAGAACUCGUCGGCCGCCAUCUACGCGACGCCCACAUCAUCUGUGAUCAACUCGAAGCCUCCCGUAGCUAACCGGAGCAGCGCCGUCUACGCCAAAGGGCCGUCUCCGGUCAUCCAGGGCAGCGUCGGGGCCGGCGAAAACGGCGACGGCGAUCGGCAGAAGAUCGUGGCCCUGUGCUCUGAAGUGGAACAGGUGCUAUCGCAAUCCCAUGCGACCCCAACCCAGUGGAUGGAUCUGCUGACCAAUGUCCACUCGUUGUGCCACACUUAUGCCGAUUGCAUCGCCCCGCACGGCCGCUUCCAUUUCCGGCAGCUCAUCGCCAAACUUGAAACUCAGACCAAGGAGAUGAAGCAGACGAGCAGCGGCCCGUUGAGGAAUUCUUCCGAGCACAGCCGUCUCAUCGGUGACGUCAAGAACACGGUUCGAGAUCUGGCCAACGCCUUGCAACGUUGAAAC
Daphnia carinata is the source of this 4783-nucleotide messenger RNA. It is a transcript of the gene Abl, whose product is annotated as tyrosine-protein kinase ABL1-like. The record is from RefSeq and is a predicted model, not a curated record. NCBI's taxonomy places the organism in Eukaryota, Metazoa, Arthropoda, Branchiopoda, Diplostraca, Daphniidae. The transcript is spliced from 14 exons. Gene Ontology annotation, biological process: protein phosphorylation. Gene Ontology annotation, molecular function: protein binding; non-membrane spanning protein tyrosine kinase activity; ATP binding. Bases 179 to 4780 code for a protein of 1533 amino acids.